CUGGUCAUUUUUAGGCAUAUCCAGCGUGCCCGUCUGGUCACACUGAAUACAACCAUUUUUUUGGCGUGUGUAGAAGGGAAGCCGCGGCGAAAAAUUUUGCAUUAAACCCUAAAAAGAGCUGCUAAACGCACGCCGGCAUUAUUUUCUGACUCUUGUCAAGCGCUCAGAAACCGAACGAAAAAAACAUGUCUGACGAAAAGAAAGGGGGAGAGACCGAGCAUAUUAAUUUAAAAGUGCUAGGACAGGAUAACGCCGUUGUCCAAUUUAAGAUUAAAAAACACACUCCGCUACGCAAGUUGAUGAACGCAUACUGUGACCGGGCUGGUCUGUCCAUGCAGGUUGUACGUUUCCGCUUUGACGGCCAGCCUAUAAACGAGAAUGAUACCCCCACUUCGCUGGAGAUGGAGGAAGGCGAUACCAUCGAAGUUUACCAACAACAGACCGGCGGCUUCUAUUAAACCCAUUAGUUAAGAUAGUUUUCAUUUCACAAAACAAACAACAACAAACCACAAGCAGUAAACAUAAAAUAAAGAAGAAACAUGAGCAGAUGAGCUCGAUACACAAAACAUAACAACACAGAUGAAAAUGUAUGCUAUACAGAAAAUAAAAUAAAACUUUUAUAAUACUAUGUAAA
Molecule: messenger RNA, 634 nt
Organism: Drosophila guanche
Lineage: Eukaryota; Metazoa; Arthropoda; Insecta; Diptera; Drosophilidae
Gene: Sumo
Product: small ubiquitin-related modifier 2
Exons: 2
Coding region: 186-458 (90 amino acids)
Biological process (GO): protein sumoylation
Cellular component (GO): nucleus
Molecular function (GO): protein tag activity; ubiquitin-like protein ligase binding
Source: RefSeq, a predicted model, not a curated record